AUGUAUAAUACAUUAAUCUACGCAGCCCAAGUGCCUACACCAACUACCGAACAACAGAGAGCCUUCGUAACAGUCUUCUCAACACACCGCAUCGAAGGCUUCACUCCAACGAACCAGAUGACCCACGUUCUGUCUACAGCGCCCUCCAACAGUCAGUCCAAAGCACAUACAAGAAUCGAACCAUCUAUUUCUAUCCUUCUCAUACUGCAGCAGGAGCUCGCUAUGCUCAACCCGUACAAUGCUCAUUUCAAGUAA
This is a messenger RNA of Letharia columbiana, 255 nucleotides long. RefSeq lists its product as uncharacterized. Bases 1 to 255 code for a protein of 84 amino acids. The transcript has a single exon. The record is from RefSeq and is a predicted model, not a curated record. NCBI's taxonomy places the organism in Eukaryota, Fungi, Ascomycota, Lecanoromycetes, Lecanorales, Parmeliaceae.